Cannabis sativa is the source of this 1327-nucleotide messenger RNA. RefSeq names its product transcription repressor OFP8. Bases 212 to 1156 code for a protein of 314 amino acids. Gene Ontology annotation, biological process: negative regulation of DNA-templated transcription. NCBI's taxonomy places the organism in Eukaryota, Viridiplantae, Streptophyta, Magnoliopsida, Rosales, Cannabaceae. The record is from RefSeq and is a predicted model, not a curated record. The transcript has a single exon.
GACAAAGAAGAGGACGAAAACCACCCAAAAAAAGUUUUGUGAGACUCAUUUUUAUAUUAUAUCAUUAAAAUGAUUUGAACUUUCGGUUUCUCAUGCAUUUAUAGUACCCUCAGCUCUACAAAAGUCCGCCAUUAUCUCUGUCUUCAAAAACUCAAAACAACAACUCCUUUCUUUCUCUCUCUCCCUCUGUUGAUCUCUCUAUUGAUCUGUAAUGGAAAGUCGAUUCAAGCAUAAGCUCUCUCGCAUGUUCCGGGGAUCAUUCGGGUCGUGCCGGACUCGAAACUUGAGUGAUGUAAUUGAAAAAUCGUCAUUGCCGCCUGAGGAAAUUAAUCACAGCUUUCACAUGACUGACCCCAUUAUUCCUCAAAAGAUUCGACCUUUUCCAUCCAUAUGUCGACCCAUCGAACAAAUCGAUAACAACUGUAUUGUUUCCACCAUGGACGUGAUGCUUCCGAGGGCCAAACUCUCCUCCUCCUCCUCCGUGGGAGCAACACCGUUCUCAAGAGUUGAUUCUUUCAGUGGCCGAAGCUGUUCUCGGGCGUCCCCUGUAUUUCCACUGAACCCAUUUUACGAGCUGAGAAAUAGUAAUUUCAGGCAGAAGAAGAGUAGUAAGAACAUUAAUAACCCUGCUAAGAAGGAAAAGAGCAAGAAGAAGAAGAAGAACCAAAAGAGCUUUAAAAACAAGGAUUACUUCGCUCCCUUCAGUUCAUCUUCUCUGGACAGUAAUCUCGGUGGGUGGUGGUUCAGCAGCGAAGACGAAGAUCGAACCUACGACGAACGAGAAGACGAAACGGAAACCCUGUUUUUCUCUUCCAAGAGCCUAUCUUCAGACUCGUCGGAGCAACGACGGCGUCGGAGGAAUCGCCGAAGUGAUAAGUCGGGUCUCCGGAUAAAGACGAGCUCUGAUGUGGGUCUUGUUCCGUUACCGGCGAGAGUAAAGGAUAGCUUUGCUGUGGUGAAGAAAUCGAGCGAUCCUCAUCACGAUUUCAGAACGUCAAUGGUGGAGAUGAUUGUAGAGAAACAGAUCUUCGGGGCCAAAGAUCUUGAGCAGCUUUUGCAGUGUUUUCUCUCAUUGAAUUCGGAUCAUCAUCACAGAGUCAUCGUUGAAGUUUUUACAGAGAUUUUGGAAGCUCUGUUCACAAACUGGGGAUCUUAAAAAAUUAAUUAAUGAAGAAAAAACGUUUCUCUGUUUUCUUCUAUUAUUAAUUAAUUUGCGUAUUAAUCUUAGAUUAAUUCUAACUUUAAUUAACUAAAUUAGAGGUUGUAUUAUCCAACAUUUUAAUCAAUUUUCUUUUAAUGUAGAAUGACUGUGGUCUUUUUCUUCUUU